UAUCCGAUCCUAAGUUUUAUAAUUUUUUUUUUAAUUCAAAUUUUAAAUAAGAAAAUAUAUUAUUCAUUAAAAAAGCUUUUCAACAAGUAAAAAAAAAAAGCAUUUUCCGGCAUCUUCGGCACUUCCAAACGUAACGGCUCCAAUGGGCACUUCGGUCACACCACGAGAAAUUUUGAAAAUGAGAAGCGAAGCAGAAUCCAACACUGUCCGUUCAGCCGAGAAAAAAAAAAAAACUCUCUGUCUCUCUAUCUCUCUCUCAGUCGUGGAAAGCCAAGUAAUCAACGCAGAAGGAGGAAAGAAGAUGCAAGAUCUAUUCGGAUCGGUUCGGCGUUCUUUCUCUCUCCGAUCGAAUCCCGCAGGAAACGAUGGCGGCGGCGGCGGCCCUGGCAGCCGCAUUGUGGAAAGGAUCGGAUCGCGUUUGAGGAAAUCGAAGGUGGGGUUGGGCCUAGGGUUAGGUUUAUCACCCAAACUCUCUGCAUCCCCCAAUGGUCUUUCUCCGAAGGAGACCAACGAUGAUGCCUCUCCGAUCCGGUGGAGAAAGGGCGAGCUAAUUGGCUGCGGCGCCUUUGGCCAUGUCUACAUGGGGAUGAAUCUAGAUUCUGGGGAGCUUCUCGCUGUAAAGCAGGUUUUGCUCGGGAAUAGCAAUGCCUCCAAGGAAAAGGCCCAAGCUCAUAUAAGGGAACUUGAAGAAGAAGUGAAGCUUCUCAAGAACCUAUCCCAUCGGAAUAUUGUCAGAUAUUUGGGAACUGUGAGGGAAGAAGAAACCUUAAAUAUAUUAUUGGAGUUUGUACCGGGCGGUUCCAUUUCAUCGCUGCUGGGAAAAUUUGGGUCAUUCCCUGAAGCUGUUAUAAAAAUGUAUACCAAGCAGCUAUUGCAGGGACUGGAAUAUCUUCAUAAGAAUGGAAUUAUUCAUAGAGAUAUAAAGGGUGCAAAUAUUCUUGUUGAUAAUAAAGGAUGCAUCAAACUUGCAGAUUUUGGCGCAUCUAAACAAGUGGCCAAGCUGGCUACAAUGACAGCAGCGAAGUCAAUGAAAGGCACACCUUACUGGAUGGCUCCAGAAGUAAUUCUUCAAACAGGGCAUACCUUCUCUGCGGACAUAUGGAGUGUUGGUUGUACUGUUAUUGAGAUGGCUACUGGAAAACCUCCAUGGAGUCAGCAAUAUCAAGAGGUUGCAGCUUUAUUUCACAUUGGGACUACAAAGUCACAUCCUCCCAUUCCAGAGCACCUUUCAUCAGAAGCCAAGCAUUUUCUCUUGAAAUGUUUGCACAAGGAACCAAAGUUGAGGCCACCUGCAUCAGAUUUACUUCAGCAUCCUUUUGUUACAGCAGAUUUUGAAGAUUCACAGUUAGUUCAUCACUCCACAGCAACGGAAUCGAAAGCUGUAGUUCCAGAUACCAAAUCUUACAUGAAAGAUCGGAGUUUCAGAGAUGUUGAGCACAGUGGGGGCUACACUGAUCAGCUUUCUAACCUCAGACCUAUUUGGGACACAAAUUCCAGUGAUGAUGAUAUGUGCCAAAUUUUUGACAAGGAUGCAUUUCCAGGGGUUGGAUCCAGUUUUAAUCCCAUGUCAGAGCCAUUUGAUGAAUGGCCAUCCAAAUUUGAUGCAAAUCCAGAGCAUGUAAAAACAUACUUUGAUAACUUGGGUGAAUCAUCGAAUGGGGAGAAUAAAUUCACAUUCCCAUGCGAGCCUACAUGCGAGGAAGAUGAUUAUGAAGUCACAGAAGGGAAAAUCAGAGCUUUCCUAGAUGAAAAGGCGCUUGAUUUGAAGAAGUUACAGACACCACUAUAUGAGGAGUUCUUCAACAGCUUAGGCGCCAUUCCUGAGGCAUUUGAUAGGAAAGUUGGAGAUGAAUAUGGUGAAGGCGAAGCAGAAGUACCUUCUAAAAAUUCAAAACCAUUUUCUAACAAGAUUACUAGUGAUCAAUCAACCUUUUGUGCUGAUAUUGCCACUGUUGGGAGCCCAACUGUUCUAAAUACUGGCUUAGAGAGCAAUCCUGUUCUUCGAGAAAUUCCUUCAGCUCAACUCAACGAGCGGGGAGGGCCUCUUCAGGAUUCUCAGCCAGAAGCUAACAGCCCAAGGCGCAAAAAGUGGAAAGAAGAGUUGGACCAAGAGCUUGAAAGGCAAAGAGAAAUUCGCCUGGCUAACGGAGUUGGUAAGUUUUCUCCAUUACAUAGAUGUGCAAGUCGAAAGCAAGAUCGAAUGCUGUUCAUGUCACCAAGGAAAUAAGCUUGGUAAAGGUGUUCCUUGAGAAGAUUUCUAGGGCUUCAAACAUAGCGAAUAGCCAUAUACAGAUGAGC
Molecule: messenger RNA, 2298 nt
Organism: Dendrobium catenatum
Lineage: Eukaryota; Viridiplantae; Streptophyta; Magnoliopsida; Asparagales; Orchidaceae
Product: mitogen-activated protein kinase kinase kinase NPK1-like
Exons: 17
Coding region: 143-2227 (694 amino acids)
Biological process (GO): protein phosphorylation
Molecular function (GO): protein kinase activity; ATP binding
Source: RefSeq, a predicted model, not a curated record